Messenger RNA from Nicotiana tabacum (common tobacco), 1420 nucleotides. Lineage: Eukaryota; Viridiplantae; Streptophyta; Magnoliopsida; Solanales; Solanaceae. The record is from RefSeq and is a predicted model, not a curated record.
UGAUUUAUUCAAUCUCAGGGAUUUCUUCCUGAGGCACACCACAAUUUUGUGUUAGACACAUGAAAGCAAAUUGGUGCAAGAGAUGGGGAUCUGGGGAAUAUAAGAACUAUCUGUGGUGGGCAGCUUGGAGUACCUAUGAAGAAGAUUUCCAAAAUUAGUUAAAGAGUAUGAGUCAAUUGGAUAAUGAUGGUAAAGUUGUUGGUGAAGAUCUGUUCAAGUAUCCACCUACUUGUUGGAGUAGGGCCUUAUUCGAUACUACCUGCAAGAACUAGUCAGUGGAUAAUAACCUGACUGAGUCAUUCAAUGCAUGUAUAUUGCAAGCGAGAUACAAGCCAAUUAUAAAAAUAUUAGAGGAGAUCAGAAUCAAGGUUAUAAAUAUGUUGAAUGAUAAUGAAGCUAAAGUGAUGGGUGGGGAUUGCAUAACUAAUUCAUGAGGAUUGCACAAAAAUGUCAUGUGAAUGAUAGUGCUAACCAAGGUUAUGAGGUGGCAGAAGGUAGUGAUAGGCAUAUUGUCAAUCUGGGGGCAAAAAAAUGCAUUUGUAGGAUACGGGACCUUUGUGGAAUUCCAUGUCCUCAUGCAAUUUGUGCCCUACUGUACAAGAAGGUUGAUCCUUUAAGUGAGAUUCACUGGUACCUUUCAAAAGAGGCAUAUCUCCAGACUUAUUCUCAUAAGUUACAACCUGUGAGAGGAGAAAAGUUCUGAAAGUUAGAGCCUUCCCAGAAUAUAGAACCACCUGAAUUUGUAAGACAGACUGGCAGACCAAAAGUGAAAAGAACAAGAGAGGCAAAUGAGUCAACCAAUAGACAAGGGCAAUGGUUUCAAUCUAGAAAAGGGAGAGUAAUGACGUGUAAUAAUUAUGGAGAACAUGGACAUAAUGCUAGGGGAUGUGCCAAGUACUCUAAAGGAAAACAACCAAUGAGUGGCAAUUCAAGGGGGAAGCAUAAAAAACAAAGAACUUUGGUUGAUGAACCUAAUUCUGAACAGCCUACAUCACCAGUUGCUGCAGAUAUUCCAACUGAAGAUGGCUUCCAUUUAUCAGCAUCCCAGCCAAGUCAAAACAGUCAGUCCAACAACUUUGUGUUUAUGCCAACCCCUACAGUUCAAAGGCAACUUCCAACUAGCAAUGAUCUAGAUUUUGAGAUCCCUAACUUUGAACCUGAGCCUCACAUAGCUUUAAGACCAAAGAGCAUCUCAGAAGUAAGGACAAGACUCCAGCUGAGGCAGAAAAAUGUACCAAUUGCAACCAGGCAAAUUGAAUUUGUUGGUGAUUCAAGAGGUGCAAGUCAGCCUUCAAAGCUUACUUUCUCAGCAAAAGGCCUAACAUGGCUGGAAAAAUCUGCCAUCACUAAAAAUCAGUUGAACAAACAAAGGUUGAACAAGUUGAAAGCAAGAAAGGGUAGUGGUAAGGAGCAAAAGUAA